AUGCAACAAGUAGAACCGAUGUAUGGCGGAGAGCCGAACCCGGUGGACAGUACCGGCCUGUGCCUGCUGUCCCUCGACGGCGGCGGCGUGCGCGGGCUGUCAACGCUCUACAUCCUCAAGGGCUUGAUGGACCGGCUGAACCUAAAACAGGCCGACGGCUCGCCACCAAAGAAGCCAUGCGAGGUCUUUGACCUGAUCGGAGGCACCAGCACAGGCGGACUGAUUGCAAUCAUGCUGGGUCGACUGGAGAUGGAUGUCGACGAAUGCAUUGCGGCAUACAUCCAACUGAUGAAAAAGAUCUUUCGGAAGCCGGCCAGAUGGAACCUCGCUGCAAGCAUUUUCGGCAACAUCGAGCCCCGGUUCGAUGCCAGCAAGCUUGAAGAAGCGAUCAAUCAAGUCAUCAGCAGCCGUGGGGCAAACCCAACCGAUCUUUUCAAUAAUCAGACGAAGCGUGGCUGUCGGGUAUUUGUCUGCAGCAUUAGCCAGGAAACCAAGGACAUUGUCCGUCUUCGUAGCUACCCGGUACCUGGCAAACCGGACAUUCCUGCUACGAUCUGCCAGACCGCCCGUGCGACCUCAGCUGCCACAACCUUCUUCGAUCCAGUCUCGAUCGGGGCGCGGAGAUUCGCGGACGGUGCGCUGGGAGCCAACAAUCCCGUGGAAGAGGUAGAGCGCGAGGCAUCUGAUAUCUGGUGUCGCGAAACUGGGGACUUGAAGCCGCUGCAUUAUAACAGCAAGCGGUACUUCCGGUUCAACGUUGAACAGGGUCUGCAGGAGGUGGGACUGGCAGAGUAUCAGAAUCAAGGUCUGAUUGAAGCAGCAACACAGGGAUAUCUUGACCAUCAGACAGUAGACUUCCGGGUGCGGGAUUGCAUCGAGAAUCUGGA
Aspergillus saccharolyticus JOP 1030-1 is the source of this 887-nucleotide messenger RNA. RefSeq names its product phospholipase, patatin family protein. NCBI's taxonomy places the organism in Eukaryota, Fungi, Ascomycota, Eurotiomycetes, Eurotiales, Aspergillaceae. The record is from RefSeq and is a predicted model, not a curated record. Gene Ontology annotation, cellular component: membrane. The transcript is spliced from 4 exons. Gene Ontology annotation, biological process: arachidonate metabolic process. The annotation marks the transcript as partial.